GAGCUCUGGACGCUGAUUGGUGGAGCGUGCCGGUGACGUCAUGGCCAUUUGUUGUCCCGCGUGAGGUGUGUUUUCACUCUCAAAUAUUUCGCAAAAUUCACACGUCUUACAUGAUUCUAAACCCAGACAAAAGCAAAUAGCGCCCACGUAACAAUGGUGGGUGUGAGUGUGGUGCAAGUGGCCAAUGCAGUGCGCCACACUCCACUGCCCAGUUUGGCAUCUGAUGCUGAUGCUGGUGUGGGACCCGAGGAUCCUGUCAAAAGCUUGGACGCCCGUGCCAAUCCACUCCAUGUCUUGGGAGGUUUUGUUGGAGGAGGCCAACUGGCAUGGCGGGCUGCAGGACCAACAGUGGAAAUCAUUGAACCUGACAGAGGGACCCGAAAGGCUGCUUGGACUUUUGGGGCUGUUCUGCACAACAUUGGUGCUGAGGUGACCAGUGUAUGUGGAGUGGGCAAGGCACCUCUCACACAUGUGGUGGUGGGGGUGGACCUGGGGGCUGACCGAAGACCAAGAGGGCUGGUGGCACUUCUCUCCCUUCGCUCCUCCAGGGUGACACGUGCCUUCCACUUUGAGCACAAGGUGACAAAUCUGUGCAUGGUGUCUGGGGGAGAGCUGACUGUGGACAGUGGCACACUGGCUCCUGAACUGAGGCACUGGCAUGGAUUGCUGGUGGUUGGCACAGCUCAUGGCACUUUGCACCUGCUGGACCUGGCACUUGACCUUGGUGGUCACAAAGUGCUGUCUGAUGAAGUGUCACCUGGAACCCUCCUUGCUAUGGCAACACCUGACCCCAACGCUGAGCACAACCGUGUCAGCACUCUCAUGCAGAAGUGCCAUCCCACCAUGUGCUUAAGUGAUGGCAUGAGCUAUGGUGGACAUUUUCAACUGAUUGGACCAGAUGACAAUGUGCUGUUUGAGGUAGCAUCUCAACAGGUAUUUGUGGCAGCCCUGGCCUUCUUCCCUCAGCUGGCCUCCCUUGUUGUGGGCUACAACUUUGGGGCAUUCCAGAUCAUCAACCUCUCCACCCUGACCAUUGAGUGUGCAAGUCCCUAUGAGGAAAGCAUGCCCCCCGUACUUUCCUUUGCUUGCCAAGAACCAGAAAAUGACCCCAGGAAUUUUGUGUACUUAUGGCUGUGUCGAAGUUGGACCUCUGAAGCAGGAGGCAGGGAGAAGAGCAAGACAGGGCAAGGGUCACAUGCUCUUUGCACCAUGUAUGCUAUGAACUAUGACAGCAAGGUGUGGAUUGAGGGCCAUGGUCUGUGGUACCAGGGUCUGGCCUCCAUCUCGCCCAGAUUUGAAUUUGACAUCCUGGGAGGGCUUGGCCUCAGAGGGCAGCCUGUGGGACCCAGCCGGGUAUUUUCAGCCCUUACAGUGCAGCUGUCCUCUCCUCCCACUGCUAGUGGUUCUGGCGGUCCAUCCUCUGUGGGUGCCCUCACUGCCUCUGAUGAGGACUCUGGGUCUGUGCUAGAGCAGAGUCUUUGUCUGUUUGGCUGGGUUGGUGGAGUGAAAGACAAAGGCUUUAUCUCCCUCAACCACUACUUAGCUGUGUUUGAUAUCAACCAAUGGUACCAGGCCCACAUGCCAUCUUCACUUAAGCUGGAGGAGAGCCACCUGUGUCCCUACAUGAGCUUCCAUCUUCUGGAUCGUGUGCCGGGGAUCACUGCUGAUGGAACAUUGAGUGAGGUGGUGAUGGGUGCCAUACCCAAGCCUGCCUCCUGGGCCCAGCACAUCUCACACACCUGCAAUGACAGUGACUGGUUUCCUGCUGCUCUGUCCUAUGAUGCUCUUGUUUUAACCAGUGACAGUCUAGUUGAGUAUCGGUGCCAGAGUGCGCAACAAGCAGCUUUGGCCUUGCUCACCUCCUGUGGUCCUGCUGCUAUUGUCAACCCAGAAGAGGCCCAUGCUGUCUGUGUGUUUGCAGGUCUCAUCCCCUCUGACCCACACCAUCAUGUUUCGUCCUCAUCGACAUCCCCCAUGAUGUUAGAGCGAGAAGCACUACUCAAUGUGGCACUGGACCAGCAGCUUGUCUCCCUCUUGGUUAAGUGUGUAACCGAGUUUUCUGAAGGCCGCUUCACCAACUUGGGCUGCUCACUCCCCUCCCUCCUCGACUGGGCUUGGGGAAGAGUGACUGAGAUCAAGACAUCCAAUGACAACCUUUGUCUAGUACUCUUUGAUCCAGACUGUGGUGUGGUGAGUUCAGAAAACAUUGCUUUGCUGCAUCAGAACCUCACCAACCUCAUCACUCUUGCCACUAUUAUCACCACUAUUCGGGACUAUGCCCAUUCCAACCUUAUCACUCUGCAAGGUGCAAAUGAACUUGAGGGCCGAGUGAGGGUGGUGCGACUGAUGGUGCUACAUCUGGAGGCAGUGCUUUGGUUUUACCAUUGUGGCUUGCUCUCACCCACCUCAAUUGAAGAUCCAGGGGAUGAGUGCUGUGUCCCUUUCCCAGCAGAGCUGCUGUCUCGGAUAUACAGGAACAGACGCACUGAGAUCCGCAAUCUGAGUGCAUCCCUGACUGGCAACGAGGUGCUCAUGAUUGAUGGGCUUUUGGAAGAGGCUGCUGAGGUCUCGGGGGGCAGCAUGGGCCAGGCCUGGGAGGAAGAGGGUGGCACCAAUAGCAGUAAGAGUGCUGGAGUUUACCCUCCUCCAAGUCUCCAUGGUCUCCUCAAUAUGUUUCUCCUGCCUUAUGUCCCCACCACCACCAAACACCGCAUUGUGCAGUACCUCUUCCUGGACCUGGCCUCCCUGCUCUCUGAUGGGUAUGUCAGGGUUGUAGAGGAGCUGGUCAAGUAUCCCUCAAGUUUUUCCCUCUCUCCCUCCCUCAUCAAGCUUACACAGGCCUUUUGGCUCCUGGACCAUAAGGACUUUCAGGAAGGAUUAAAUGUGCUGUUGGAUCCCCUCGUGAACCCGUGUGACCUCACCCCCUGGCAGCACCGCCGCAUCAUGAAGGCGUUCCUCUACCAGGGUGAACAUGGACGAGCAUUGACUUAUGCCAAGAUGCGGCAACCCCCCAAAGUUGACCUGGAUGACAUUCGGUUGCACCUGACACUGCUGCUGGCCAAUAAACUGGUGCGGGAAGCCUUCCACUACCAGCGAGCUCAUCGUACCACAGCCAACACUGAGGACCUGCUGCAGCAUUUCUUUACAGGAUGUGAACAGCAAGGGCGGCUGGAAAGUGUUAUCCACCUGCCACUGUCAUCCUUGGAGGAGGCUGCAUUGGUGACUUACCUGCGCACUUCCACCAGUACCUCUGCCCAUGACUACCUCCUUGUUUACUAUCUACAGCGGGCCAGAUUUGAUGAUGCAGCCCUCCUGCAGGACAGCCUUCGUGGAGGCCUGGGCACUGCAAGGCGGCGGCACAGCACUCGCUCUGCCCUUGUGCAUGGCUACCUCACCCACCUUCCUGAUGUGGCCAGCAGGCUGUCGUCUGCUGUCAAGAGGCAUGCCCCUGAACCCAUCAUGUACAAGAAGCCACCACCCCUCUCAGCCCACAUCCGCCAGUCAUCAGCUAACAUAAGGUCCCGUGCCAGUGCCCUGGAGGACCAGCUUGGCUCUCCGCCCAUUUGUGUUGAGCCCUACACUCCCUUCAGGAAUGCAGCACAGAGGCGGCGAGCAUAUGAGAAGGGAGACUUGGAUGACUAUGACAUUCUGGUCACACCAAGACGGAAAGAAUCAAGCAGAGAUGCCUCCCAUGUAGUAUUCCCAUCUAUGGAAACCUCACCAACUCUCUUGUUGGAAGGAGAGACAUCGGGACUAUAUAGUUUAGGCCCAGGCCGGCGGAGUCACCUUGGUGAAUCCACACAUAUUGGAGAUGGUCUAAUCAAGGUCAUGGAAUCUGCACUGCGACGUAGCAGCAUGCAGAGCGCUGCCACACCCAGAAAGAGUAUGACCCAGAACAUAUCAGCUGAUAUGCUGUCAUUGCUGCAGACACCCAAGAUCAAGCGAAAGCGAAGACCAGACACUCGACCAGGUCCAGAUGACACCCUCACAGACACUCCACAAUCCAUCCUCAAGGUGCGGCAGAUGGUCCAGCGUCCUCUCAGCCCUGCAACUGCCAGUGAUGCUUCAGUCCCUGUGUUCCCUCGCCUCUCUGCCAGGAAGGCCAAGAUAUCUGCAGCAGCGGCAGCAGCAGUGGUAGAGGAGUCAGCCCUCAACCGCAGCACAGACACUAGCCUGACCCCUAAGCAGUUGCGAUUCCAUCUCCCCAAAGUGCAGGCCAGGGCACAGCUUAGGCCCAAGGGGUCAUCCCGGUUAUCAGCAGACAGUGAUCAGCUAAUAGAAGAGGAAGAGGAAGAAGUUGAAGAGGAGGAAGCAGGUGAAGAAGAGGAGGAGAUGGAAGAAGAAGCUGUUGAGGAGGAAGAGGAAGAAAUGGAACAAAAUACACCUAAAUUGGAGGAAGAAGUUAAGAUGGAUAUGCAAAUAACAGAACCAAGGCUGGAAUCUGAGAGGCACCAGACAGGCCUGGGGAUACCCACUCCUCGGCAGCCUCUGCACGGCCCUGUUACCUUGCCUUCCAGCUGGCCGAGCCAAAAGCCAGAGAAAGCCAUGGACAUGCAGGGCGACGUGUCACCAGCAGAGGUGUCAUUAGAAGAGGAAGAAUCAUCUGAAGUCCCCAGCAAAGAGACAACUCUCAAUGACAUGUUCUACAGUUUUGUAGAGGAAGAAGAAGCAGCUGACCAAGAUGAGACUGAGAAGGCUAACACUGAGAAAGAUAAUAGUGUUGAGGAGGAGGAAGAAGAGAUGGAGGAGCUUCAAGGUAUAGAAAUCUCACGGGAAGUUGGAGAAACAGAUGAAGAUGAUUUGAAUACUGAAGCUGAUGAUGACAAAAUUAGUGAAGAAGAAACACAGGAAGAAGAAAAGCAGGAGGACAGCAUGCCUGAGGACACAAGCAAGGCAGAAAAACAAGAUACAGAGCUUGAAAGUGUCUCAGGUGUUAGUGAGAACGGAAACAUUGAGAAAGAAGAUGAGGACCAUCAGCAACAACAUACUUGUGAGAAAACUUCCCAGAGGCAUGACAAGUCUGCUGUCAGUCUGUCAGAUACAUUAGAUAUGGCAGCAGAAGAGGUUGAGGAGAAACCCAAGAUGCUUCCAACCAGUCAGGAAUCUUUAGGAGUAGAGAAAGACAAUGAAGCACCUGCUGAUUUUGUGGCUUUGAAGGAGCAAGAAUAUGGUCCUGAGGAGCGUGGUGAGGGGGCCUUGAGGGAAGAUGAAGGCUUCUCAGAAGAAAUAGAACCACCUCAUGAGGAGGCACAGGCACCGGAGGAGGAGUUGGAGAUAUCAAAUGGUGGAAGGUCAGUGAUACUUGCUUCAGAGAGUGAAGGAAGGGAAGUGCAUGGUAACCAGGAGGAUAUAGAGGAUAAGGAAGAGGAAGAGGAGAAAGAAAAGAAGCAAGAGGAAGAGGAGGAAGAAAAGAAGCAAGAGAAAAAGGAGGAAGAAAAGAAGGUGGAACAAGAAGAAAAGAAGCAAGAGGAAAAGGAAGAAAAGAAGGUGGAACAAGAAGAAAAGAAGCAAGAGGAAGAGGAGAAAGAAAAGAAGGUGGAACAAGAAGAAAAGAAACAAGAGGAAAAGGAGGAAGAAAAGAAGGUGGAACAAGAAGCAAAGAAGCCAGAGGAAGAGGAGGAAGAAAAGGUGGAACAAGAAGAAAAGAAGCAAGAGGAAAAGGAGGAAGAAAAGAAGGUAGAACAAGAAGCAAAGAAGCAAGAGGAAGAGGAGGAAGAAAAGAAGAUGGAACAAGAAGAAAAGAAGCAAGAAGAAGAGGAAGAAAAGAAGGUGGAACAAGAAAAAAAAGAGGAAAAGAAGAUGGAACAAGAAGAAAAGAAGCAAGAGGAAAAGGAAGAGGAAGAUAAUGAAGAGAAAGAGAGAACUGACACAGAUUCUGUCACACAUACAACAGAAACUCCUCAGCAAGAGAAGAUCUUCAGCAUUGAGGAGUGUGUACCUGCAAGGGAAGAGAAGGAAGACAUGGACCACUACAUCACCACACAGGAAGAGGAAAUGAUUGCUGAUGCAGUGUCUGAGGGUGAGGAAGAGCUCUGUCUCAACUUGGAAUCAGAUGAUGAGGUCAGUCCUAUUCUUUCCACCACAGAGGUUAAGAGUAAUGAACCAAAUAACAGGGAAAGAAAGGAUGAGCAAGUGGUUAUAGAGGAAAUGGAAGUGGAUAUUGUUAAGCCUGAGAUGGAUGAGCAGGACACUGCCACAGAUCAGAGACCCACUGAAGCAUCAAUAGAAAAUGAAAGGAGUCAGCAGUCACUUCCAUCUGGGAAGGAAAAUUAUUCAGUGGACAUGAAACUCAGUGCACAGGAAAGCCCAUCAGCCAUGGAUAAAGAUCAGGAAAUGGCUGUAGAGGAUAUUGUAGAAUCUACCCUCAAAGAAAACACAAGAGUCCAUAGUUUAGCAAGUGAGGAUGUCAAGGAUGAUGCAACUACACCAAAACUAGAAUCAGAGGUGAAGCAGUCAGACCAAACCUUUGUGGUGGAGGAGAGUGAUGUUUUGUCUUUAAAGAUGGAGAAGAACUUGAGUGAAUCAAAGAAAGAACUAAAAAGGGAUGAGACACCCACAUCUUAUAAUCAGCACAAGUCACAAAAUGACUUGGAAGCAGCAGCCACAGAUGUUGGGGUACCACUUGGAAGUCAAGAGCAGGAUACAGUUGAUUGUGUGGUACCUGGUGAUAAGGACAUCCCUGUACCUAUGGAGGAGGACUCUGAGGAAAGGAUGGUAAGUGAGGCUGAUGGAGCAAGUCCACCCAAGAGGAGGAAAGUAGAGAAAGACAUACAAGAAGAAAUAAGUCAUCCUAUAGAGGAACAUGAAACUCAAAUGCCAACAAAAGAGAAGGAAGAUGAGAAGGCAGUGGAGGAAAAAGAGGGAAAUAUUCUGCUCACUGAGAUGAAGUUGGAGAGUUCUGUUGCUCUGGCAGAAUCUAGUAGAGAGCCUCCUUUGUCUUCACCAAAAGAAGUGAUGGUAGUUGAAAGCUUAUUGAGCUCCUCCCCAGCUGCAUCUCCUCUUUCCCCACCACAGGAGUACAAAGAUCCCAUUAUUUCAGACACAACCCAACAGCACAUGGAGAGUUCUUUGAGUACUGGCAUGUCUCCAGAACACACUAAUGAGGCUGUCCAUUUGUCUUCCCAAAGGAAAAUCACCAGAUGCUCCCCCGCAAGAGAACUAAUCACCACCCCUCUUAGAAGGAGUCGAAGGUUGAGUGGAGCUUCCACUUCCUCAGCCCCAAGUACACCUAAGAGGACAUCCAGAUCCACUACACCAGCACGGGAGGAGGUGGAAGAAGUACAUGACCGAAGGUUGAGUGGAGCCUCCACUUCCUCCCCUCAAAGUACACCCAAGAGGACAACCAGAUCCACUACUCCGGCACGGGAAGAAAUGGGAGAAGUACCUAUAGAGAUGGUCACAAGAUCUGGGAGGAAGCUCCUGCAGGUACCAACACCACUCACAAGGUCAAAGGGUAGCCCUGUGUUAUCCCUUGUAACCCCGAGCAGGAGGACUAGGAGGACAUCUGGAUCUCAGGAGGAAAUGAAGGCAGUGUCUCAAAAGCUGUUGUUGUCUCCAGAAGUAGAAGCAGAGAGUGAAGAUACCUCCAGCCAACAAAGUCAAGAGACGCUUCCUGCAGCCUUGCCGGCCACACCUUCACGCCGCAUCACUAGGAAGAGUCACGCUGAAACUUUAGAGACUAUUUCAGAGGACAAGGAGGUGGUGAGUACUAAGAGUGAAGUGAAGGCAAGGACACCAACCACUCCCUCUAAGGGUGCAACAAGGAGGUCAAGAAGGUUGAGUGCAUCAGAGGGUCUGGAAACCAUUGAGGAAAAUGCCUUGUUGACAACUAAAGAGGAUCCUCAGACCCCAGCCACCCCACGACGCAGCAGCAGGAGAAGGUCUGCAGGUCUUCAAGAAUCUGUUACAACACCCCAGAGGAAGGGGAGGAGAACCAGCACAGAGUCUCUCGCUGAGGAAUUACCACAUUCCAAGUACCCACACAGGACAAAAAGAUUAUCAGGAGACCUUUCAACAGUGACACCACAGAAAAAGACUCCUAGGAGGAGGAAAGAAGCCCAGCCUGACACCCCAGCCAAAGGGGCCAUCAAUGAGGGACACUCUUCCCUAUUAGAAAAGGAAGUUGGAAGUAUAGCCAGCAGGACAAGGAGACGAUCACAUUCAGAGGACAGUACCAGAGAGGGAGGAGAGAGCGGCAGGCAAGGCAGUGUGACGUCAUUUGUGGAGUCACUGUCGGCUUCCCCUACCAGAUCAACACCAGUCACUAGUGUCAAAGACUCAGAGAGCAGUGAAGAAGAUGACCGGCAAACCAGGAGGCAGAGGGUGAAGCAGCAGGAGGGCAAGGAGAUCACAACCCGGAGGAAGAGCCGCCGACUCACUCAGGCUUCACUCAUUGUGGAUGCAAAUAUAAAAUCCAAGCGAAAGUCCAUGAAAGUCUACUCACUUUCUGAUGAGGCAAGCAAGUUCAUGGAUCUGAUGGAAUCUGGCAAGAAAACACAUCAUGCCUCAAGAAGUAAAAGGAAGAUGCAGCCACCAUCCCCCUCUGACUCAGUGAUAUUAUUGAGAGGAAGUGAGGAACAGGAGGCAGAAGCAGAAGUUGAGAUGGAGAGUGGCUCAGAGGAGGUGAACCUGGAAACUGGACUGGAUGUGGAAGAUUACUCUGAGAGUAGUGAAGGAGAUGACAGGCCAACCAGGAGGAAGCAGCUGCAAGCCAAAGACGAAGAUCAUGAGAGCAAGCAGGCCUCAAAGAAGAGGAAAAGCCGUCGUGUGGUUCGUGCUUCAGCUGUCGGGUCUCUUCAUUCAGACAAAAACCAGCGAAAGUCCAGAUCUAUGAAGCUUUACACACUUUCUGAUGAGGCAGCCAACUUCAUGGAUUUGAUGGAGGAAAGCCCUCAUCAUGUCAAAAGAAGCAGAAGGAAGGUAAAGUCAGGAUCCCCAUCUUCUCCAGUAAUACUACUGGGAAAUGAUGAUCAGGAAGCAGAGGUGGAAAUGGAGAGUGGCUCAGGCAAGGUGAACCUGAAAGCUGGCCAGGAUAAGGAGAAGAAUAAAGAAGAAAGUAAUAUGCUCACCACUACCACAAGGGCUCUCUCAUCAAAACGGAGGCCAUCCAGUGACACCACCACACACCUAGUAUUAGACUCAGGGGAAGAAAGGCAGUUAGUUGGGGAGGAACUAUCAGGGACAAAACCAGAGGAAAAGAAAUUGCUUAAAGGAAUGGGAGAUGAAAAAGUUAUCCAGGAAAUACUAGAGAGCAAAACAGAAAUGGAGUCUGAUGUCAAGGACAGCUUGAAGGAGACUGCUACAACUGUUCCACCUCAAUUCAAGUUUGCCAAGCCAAAAGCAGUCAGCAGCAAGAGGGAAAAUCGGGCACUGGAAAACCUGACAAAUGAGGCCAUCAAGUUCCUUUUUUCUUCUCCCCUUGCUGCAGGAAGGACUGCAAAACAAACAAAGGGAGAGGAAGGCUCCAGCUCCAGUGAAUCAGAGGCAGGAACUAGCCACAAAAGAACUUCACACAGCAGUAAAUAAGAAAGCAGGCUAAGGAUGUAAAGAAUAUGAUUCGUUAUUAUGACAUGAGAAAUUUGAAAGCAGCAGCAUUGGGAUGGUAAUUGUCUUACAGCAAGUACUUACUGUCUCCUGUUAGGUCCAUCUCAUCUUGCUGGUUACAAAAGAUGCAACAAACCAUCGUUUGUUUUUGUAACUACGCUGGUUGUUACUAUAGAAAGUUCUCUUUUUCACAGUCUGUAGGGAUAUAUGAUGUACAAAAUCAACAAAAACAACAACCUGUCUCUCUGGUCAGUAUGUUACUUAGGUAACUGGGAACUUGAGUAUGAUGUCCAAGCAGUUUACGGCUAUGAUUGAAAAUGACAAAAAUUUUGUAAAUGCAAUUUUAUGCCCAUAAUAGUGUGCAAAGCUAUCUUCAUAAAAAGGACAAGGAGGAUAUCAUCAGUGUUGAUUGACAGGAGUUAACAAUGUGCUGCAUUUCUUGUUUUUAUAUUUGGAAAUAAUGCAGCUGAGGGCAUUGUUAGUGUAUAUAGGAUAACUCAUUGUACAAUAAUGUAUUUAUAUAAUUAAUAUGAAGGAUAUAUUUUUUUCCAGAGUAAAACCUGCCCUGCUAAUAUUUCAUGUAGCCAGAUAAGUUGAAAAUUGAUGUGUCAGUCGUCAUAUCUAGCAAUAGUUACAGUGAGUAUUGAGACAGAGCAAGGCUGCUUCUGUCCCUGUGGGUGCCAACAAAGGCAGGAAUACAAAAUGUUCAAUUUCAUUAUUGGUGAGGGCAAGUGUUGCCACAAUUUUAAAUGAACAAGGCUGUGAUAAGUUAUGUUCCCCCUUUAGACUUUAGUGGCUUCUUUCAAGAUUUUUUUUUUUUUUUUUUUUUUUUUUUUUUUUUUUAGCAUAUUAAUGUCUACUGCUUAUUCCACAAAUGCACACUUUAUAUUUUUUAUAUAUUUUUUUUAUUUCAUAUAUUUUUAUUUUUUUUAUUUAUUUAAUUUGUUUAUUAUUAUUCAUUUAUUUAUUUAUUUUUUAUUUUUUUUACAAAUGAAUUGGUGGACUGUUUUGAUAUUUUGUUUGCUUCCUGGUGUAGUCUUGAUGGUGACACUUCAUGCUGUAUAGUCUGGGGCAGCCUUCUAACUUCAUAUUUUUUCGGGAGGAAACAGUCCACUGUGAUUGAGUGUUGCCUCAAACUAAGCUGUAUUCCAGGAACUCCUCAGCAGGUGCUCAAUUAACUCAUAUGCUGCUUUCUUCCUUGUUUAUAUGCUAAUGUUAAUUUUUAUUUUUUUAAUGGUGAUGCAAAAUUUUAUGCUGGUUUUUGUUGAAUUCUCAUUUUAUAAAUACUGGUAUUGUAAAAGAAAAUGCAAAAAUAUUGCCAUGAAGUGAGCUUAUUAGGUUGUUAAUGGCAGCAAUCAUCAUUAUGAUAGGAAAAAUUGACCAAAUGCUGCCUGUAAAUUUGCAUUUGCAAGGUUUUAAUUUUCAUAUUAAGGCAUUGUUUCCUUCACUUAAAAUGCAUGAACAGAUAUCUUUGUUAUUGUGGGGUACAGUGGCCAUUAAAUGAUUGUUACAUGAUAGGUAAUGCUGCUGGUUUCUGUUUUAACUUUUUGAACAUGUAAUGUUCCUUAACUUGUAUGAAAAAUAAAAUGUGAUCUUCA
Messenger RNA from Scylla paramamosain (green mud crab), 11141 nucleotides. RefSeq names its product protein ELYS-like. Lineage: Eukaryota; Metazoa; Arthropoda; Malacostraca; Decapoda; Portunidae. The record is from RefSeq and is a predicted model, not a curated record.